UCUCCAGCAAAACUUGAUCGGAAAGUACAGCAGAUCUCAUCGUCCGGGCGGGAACGGCUUCAUCGUCACGUCACAAGAAGGAUCUUGGAAGAUAUGGCAAGCGAAGAACGCGGUGUUUUGAAAGCGCUAGACGCGGCUAAAACGCAAUGGUACCACUUCACAGCAAUCGUGGUCGCGGGAAUGGGAUUCUUCACAGAUUCAUACGAUCUCUUCGUGAUCUCUCUCGUUACGAAGCUCCUUGGCCGUGUCUACUACCACACGCCGGGCUCCUCCUCACCGGGGAGUCUCCCAAACGGCAUCUCCUCUGCCGUCAGUGGUGUCGCCUUUGCCGGAACCCUCCUCGGACAGCUGUUUUUCGGUUGGCUCGGCGACAAGCUUGGUCGGAAGAAAGUUUACGGCAUUACACUUUUGCUCAUGACCAUAUGCUCCAUCGGCUCUGGCCUUUCCUUUGGCAACGACCCGAAAACCGUGCUUAUCACUUUGUGUUUCUUCCGAUUCUGGCUCGGUUUCGGGAUCGGAGGAGAUUACCCUUUGUCGGCCACGAUCAUGUCGGAGUAUGCCAACAAACGCACUCGUGGCGCGUUUAUAGCCGCGGUUUUUGCCAUGCAAGGGUUUGGAAUCCUAACCGGGGGGAUUGUAGCAUUGGCGGUCUCGGCUCUGUUCGAGGCCAAGUUCCCGGCCCCAGCUUACAUGGUGGACGCGGCCAGGUCGACGGUUCCUCAGGCCGAUUUCGUCUGGAGGAUCAUUCUCAUGUUCGGAGCCGUACCAGCAAUCCUGACUUAUUACUGGAGGAUGAAGAUGCCGGAAACGGCACGGUACACAGCCUUGGUCGCCAAGAACGCCGAGCAAGCCGCAGCUGACAUGUCAAAGGUCCUCAACGUUGAUCUGGAGGCGGCUAGACCAGUUAGGGUUUCGAAGGAUGAGUAUGGCUUGUUCUCCAAGAAAUUCUUGUUCAGACACGGUCUUCACUUGCUGGGCACGACAACGACAUGGUUCCUACUCGACAUUGCGUUCUACAGCCAGAACCUGUUCCAAAAGGACAUCUUCACGACCAUCGGAUGGUUACCGUCGGCGAAAACCAUGAACGCGAUCGAGGAGGUCUACAAGAUCGCUAGGGCUCAAACCCUAAUCGCCCUCUGCAGUACCGUCCCUGGUUACUGGUUCACGGUCGCGUUCAUCGACAGAAUCGGACGGUUCCCGAUCCAGAUCAUGGGAUUCUUCUUCAUGACGGUGUUCAUGUUCGCUCUCGCCAUCCCGUACCAUCACUGGACACUCCCAGACAACCGCAUCGGCUUCGUCGUGCUUUACUCGUUCACGUUCUUCUUCUCCAACUUCGGCCCGAACGCCACGACGUUCAUAGUGCCGGCGGAAAUAUUUCCGGCGAGGUUGAGGGCCACGUGUCACGGGAUAUCGGCGGCGUCGGGGAAGGCCGGAGCCAUGGUUGGUUCGUUCGGGUUUACGUAUUUGGUUCAAGCCAUCGGGAUGAAGAAGACGCUCUCCAUCAUGGGUGGAAUCAAUCUGUGCGGCUUGUUGCUGAGUUUUCUCGUGCCGGAGCCAAAGGGGAAGUCAUUGGAGGAGAUUUCCGGCGAAGCCGAGGAGGAGAUUGCCACUACCACUACCACUACUUCGAGUUGA
Molecule: messenger RNA, 1635 nt
Organism: Tarenaya hassleriana
Lineage: Eukaryota; Viridiplantae; Streptophyta; Magnoliopsida; Brassicales; Cleomaceae
Product: probable inorganic phosphate transporter 1-6
Exons: 2
Coding region: 94-1635 (513 amino acids)
Biological process (GO): transmembrane transport; phosphate ion transport
Cellular component (GO): membrane
Molecular function (GO): phosphate transmembrane transporter activity
Source: RefSeq, a predicted model, not a curated record